GGUCCCGCCUAGCCGCGGAGGUGGAGGGAAGGUCCCUGCGUGACGGCUGCCGCGGCGGCAGUUCCCUAGCGGGUAGGAGCAGGCACUCGCUGCGGCUUUCUCUGCCGGGGAGGCUCUGCCGUCGGGGUGUGCGACGCAGCCGCUUCUCGCCUCGCCAUGUCUAAAGACGCGAAGAAGCCCUUCCGCCAGAGCAUGGCCGAGUGGCGGCAGUUCAUCUACAACCCCAACAGCGGCGAGUUCCUGGGGCGCACGGCUAAGAGCUGGGGUUUGAUCUUACUAUUUUAUCUGGUAUUUUAUGGCUUCCUAGCAGCACUCUUCACAUUCACAAUGUGGGUUAUGCUUCAGACACUGAGCAGUGAUAUCCCAAAAUAUCGUGACCGGAUUUCUAGUCCAGGACUUAUGAUUUCGCCCAAGCCAGACACUGCAUUGGAAUUCUACUUUAACAGGAGUGACACCCAGUCAUAUGCAGAGUAUGUCGCUACACUUAGAAAGUUCCUUGAAUCCUACGAUGAUUCAAAGCAAUCCCAGAACAUAAACUGUACACCAGGAAGGAUUUUUGAUCAGAAUGAUGUUGCUGUUAAAAAGGCAUGUCGGUUUAACCUCUCGGAGCUUGGACAGUGCUCUGGAAAGGAAGAUAAGACCUUUGGCUAUUCUAAAGGAACUCCCUGUGUGCUUGUGAAAAUGAACAGAAUAAUUGGAUUAAAGCCUGAAGGAGAACCACGUAUACAGUGUGCAUCUAAGGAAGAAGGCAUGGUUGAGAUAAGUUAUUUUCCUCCUGAAGGCUUGAUUGACUUGAUGUACUUUCCCUACUAUGGAAAAAGCUUGCAUGCUCACUAUUUACAGCCUCUAGUGGCUGUUCAGCUAGCCAUUAACUCCAACAGUACCAAAGAAGAAAUAGCCAUCGAGUGCAAGAUCCAUGGCUCCCCUAAUCUGAAAAACGAAGACGAACGUGACAAGUUUCUGGGUCGAAUUGCCUUCAAAGUUCAGAUGACUGAAUAGCUGGAGUAGGAAAUUGUCCACAGAGCAAAGUGUCUUGUCUGUUUUGUAUCAGCUGGAUGUGCCAUUCUAGGAUAUGAGACCACCUUGGAGAGUGUUAAGGUGGUUUAUGGCGUUCAGGGUAGCAUAGUAAUAUGCUUCCAAAUUGUAUGUUUCAAAUCCCUCAAAAUAAACACCUAUCUUGCUUCUGCCUGCCCCGUUGGAACAGUGUACAGACUAUGGUUAUGUCAUAGGGACCUGUAAAUAGCUGUUUUCAAACACAUAAUAAUGGUGACCUUUGUCCUGUUCUAAAAUGUGGUUUCAUUCCCCAAGUGAGUGUCUCAAGCUAAAUGUGCUGUGCUAUGUAAAUAUUGUAUUGAUUUAACACUGAUUUAACUGUCCUAUCUCAAUGCUGACACAGUAUAGGGAUAAGUAAUAAAUGGUACCUGAUCCAAGUAGUGGUUUUUGUAAGAGUAAACACCUCCAACGUAAAUUAUGUGCAUGGGAGUGGGUGGGUGGGUGGCUGGCUGUGUAGAAAUGCCUUAAAUUGUAGCCUGGGUGGCGUGGGAGAACUGAAAGGGAUUUUAAGAGUUGGUAUGGAUUUCUGACAGCAAGUGCUCAACUAGUACUUCUUGUGCUUGUCGAUGUGCAAGUAUUGUGUACAUGUAGUACUUGGUCUAGAGGUGUGUGUUCUAGCUGAGGAGUCUUCCUUCGUGGUGUUAACUGCUUGCCAUGUGUGGAGCACAACAGCUAUACACUAUCUUAAAACUUUUUAGUUGAGAAAUAUCAAUAUCCAGCAGUUGUUUAGUUCGUGGUAACAGUUGUACAACAGAGCUGCUAAAGAAAUGGCCUUGCUAUUGCAGGGAGAGGCUUUCAGUUUCCAAGGAAAAGGUUUCCUGAAGAACCUCUGUUAAAAAAAGGAGGAAAAGGGCAAGAAAGGCUUGUCAUGAUUAAACAUUCCUGUUUAAUUUAUAUGCUCUGUUUCAUUGCAUCAUUUUAACAUGCUUCAUGUCUUUGUCUGCUCUUUCAUCAUGGAUUUUCUGUGGUUUUGUGGGUUAAGGGCCAACUGAUGGACCCUAAGGUGGACAGGUGGGAGUUACCAGAUCACUUUAUUCCUUUUCCCUCAGUAGCUUCUCUUUUAUAGUUGUAGUUGUUGUUAAAAAUUACUUAGCUUCCAAUUCUAUGCAAGUCAUUUUGCUUCCCCCUUUUACUUCCCCUGCCUGUCUUUUCCCUGAGGGGGAGAGAGGGGAGUAAUCCAAAUUAUAUCCUGGGAGUUUUUCCCCUGGGCAACUUUAAAUGGUGAUAUGUUUCUUCAUCUCCAUUUAAAACCCUGGUGCCCUCAGCUGUUUUACACACAUAUCCUGUUGACUUGGGGUGGAUUCCUUGAAGUUUACCCAAAGUGUUAAUCCAUUUGCUAAAAUGACUACAAACAGACUGGUUUAUUUGUGACUGCUCCUUAGGUUAAAACCAGACUGACCCAUUCUGUUGGGUUGUAACUUCUGCAGUUGUGCUGACAUGGGAUUUAGGUUACUCUUCCCCACGGUCUGUGUUUGCUUUGCUCUUGUUUGUUUUUUUUGAACACAUGGUCCAUGUUCUGAUGUCUCCUCAGUUUUGAAGAGCACAGCAGAUCAGCAUUUGUGUAAAUACCUGUACGUUCUGCUAGCUAGGCCUAAGUUUGUUAAUUAGCAUGCUUUUGUGCCUGAUUCUGACAGUGGGUUUUAAUCUUUUAUUUAAACAAGCUAUCUGAGUGAUUACUAAAACUCAAGAUCCUGCUUUGAAAAUGUUCAAAGCCAAUCUAAACCACAUUAGCACAAAACUUUUAACAACACCUGUGAAAGCUUACACUGGUGCACUGUUGGAGGAAGCUGCUCUUACUGGAACUUGAACAGUGUCUUUGAACCUCAUCAAAACUAGAUUUAUACUGCCCUGGUACCCCCAGCAUGCUUUUUUGUUGUCUGUAAAACCGAACUGUUCCUAGAAUCUGCAAUGGGUACUUUUGUAAAGUAGCAUGCAUUGAUACUGAAUACGAAUGUUCUUUCCAGCUACUCUGUCUAAUGUUCUAAAUCAUGCACAUUUAGACCCGGGCUACCUGGGUUCUUGAGGAUAGGACUAAUUGCUUCUCUGUAUAUUAAUAUUGCCUGGAAAUAGUUUAAUAAUUGUGAGGGGACUUAAAAGUGUAUAGAUGUUUUAUCUGAAAAUGAGGAGGAUGAGCUUCAUGUGGAAAAAAAACCAUUUACAUCUGUAUUCACUUAGGCAUGGGAAGAAAUUCUGGAGGAACACUCAGUUUUCAGAUGAGCUGAUUUUUUGCAACAGUUUCUCUUUUGACUUCUCUAUAUAGACAAAGCAUGAAAUGGCAACUCUUCACCAGCACUUUUCAGACAGGUAGAACUCAAUAAAACUCCUGUUCUCCCUAGACUUCCUACAAGUGUUUGGUUUGUGGGGUUUGGGGUGGGGUUUUUUGACCGUUUAAGGAUUUUCAGCUGGGGGGAGGGGUAGAAAGAAAAAAAAAGUGUUGAAAGGAUUCAGCUAUGAAACUUAGCCUGUAAAAUGCAAGGAAAGAGUCUAGUGUUAAACGCUUACACUGAACUCUUCCCUCAUUUUCUUUGUCUUUCUCACUUUGAUAAGAAUUUGAGUAAAUAAUCCAGUGACUCUCAAUAAAUGGCUGUUUACUAUUAAUGGA
Pogoniulus pusillus (Red-fronted tinkerbird) is the source of this 3655-nucleotide messenger RNA. It is a transcript of the gene ATP1B3, whose product is annotated as ATPase Na+/K+ transporting subunit beta 3. Gene Ontology annotation, cellular component: sodium:potassium-exchanging ATPase complex. Gene Ontology annotation, molecular function: ATPase activator activity. The coding region runs from base 157 to 999 and encodes 280 amino acids. NCBI's taxonomy places the organism in Eukaryota, Metazoa, Chordata, Aves, Piciformes, Lybiidae. The transcript is spliced from 7 exons. The record is from RefSeq and is a predicted model, not a curated record. Gene Ontology annotation, biological process: sodium ion export across plasma membrane; intracellular sodium ion homeostasis; potassium ion import across plasma membrane.